AUGUCUGAAACAUCAUCCUUGGCCCGCAUUCCCAGUCCGUCCCGCAUCAAGGCCGAACAUCACAUCGUCCUCGACGACCACACCGCGUCAAAGAAGCCGUCUUUCACGCACGAAACAGAUGCUGAACGGGGUGAUGGUGAUAGCGAUACUCCACCCACGCCCGGACAGGUUGGCCUGUAUAAGCGACUGACCAACAAUUCGUCCUCGGUGCGGCAAUCGGUACGCCAGGAAUACAACAAGCAAAAGUAUGCUCGCUAUGGCCAGGGGCGGUACCAUUUCGACGAUGCUCACGCCUCCGAUUCCGACGCGGCAGAGGCAGGCGCAAGUUCGCCCAUCGUCGGACAGGAGGCUUCGGCCGUUCAUAAAGGAUACCUGGAACGGGCGCAGAGCAAGGCGAAAGGGAUGGUGAGCCGGAAAAGGACUCUCGGCAAGGGCGAUCAACAGGACACGGUCAUCGACAUACUUUACGAAAAUCAGCGUGGUAUGUUCUUCUUCGGCAUCCCCAAAUACUCCAACAAAUCCUUGCUGCCAGCCGACCCCAAGCCGUGGCAGAAUGCGCAGUUUAGGACGAGCGCAGUCGACAUUCGCAACGCGCAGGUACCGGACCCGGGCUGGGAGUGGGCGUGGAAGGGCUGGUACGUCGACAUGAGCCGCGACGUGGACGAGGAGGGCUGGGAAUACAGCUUUGCAUUCGUGGGCAAGGGAGCGACUACAUUUGCGUGGCAUGGCACUCACCCAUGGUUCCACAGCUUCGURCGGAGACGGCGCUGGCUGCGCAUGCGAAAAAGAAAAGACACAACCCAUCGCACCAAGGAGAAGAGUCAUGAGCUCACUGCCGACUACUUCACCAUUCAUCCCAAGACUGUGCGACCGACCUCGAUUUUCAGUGGCCAGAAUGGUUCAAUAAUGGCGCUGGCAAAAUUGAGGGAGCCUGUGUUGGAUGUUGAACAAAUGGAAAUUACAACCAUCGGGGAGCUCUUCCUGGCGCUGAAGCGAUCAAGUGUGGAUAGAGAGAAGAUCGUGGCUGUUAGGAAGUUCACCAACGAGGGAGGAGACGAGCUCUACUACCUUGGCGAGCGAAUGGAGGAGAUCAUGGGAAUGUUCAUCUUUCAGUCCUCUCGACGGCAGCUACUCGGAGAUCUUAUCUCACGCCACGACAAGGUCCACAAGGAGCAGAAUGAACUCGCCGCACACCAGCACGAAGAGGACGAAGAGAAGCAGAAGGCACACGAAACAGCAGCACGUCAUGCUAGCAACCUCCUCAAGGCAGUGCACGCUGCGGACGAGCAAGUCAAGAGAUUGGAAUACUGGUCUGAUCAAAAAGGCAUAACUGACACUUCAGCCGCGGCGAACGGUGAAAAUGGUCACAGUCAGCCAAGCUUUAUGAACAAACAGCCUGCUCGUGCUGGAGCGCCUGCAUUACACAAGGCGCAGUCAUCUUACACCAACGGUCAACAGAGUGCAAGCGAUACGGCGUACGAGGCGGCUCCUGAUGCCCCGACAAGAGAAAGCAGUGUCUUCUAUGAUUCCGAGUCGAAGAAUUCCAAGGGACGAGAAAGCAGUACAGGCGACGACGACAAGCCUCCAUUGGAAAGGUUCACUACUGCACCUGAAUCAAAACCUACCUUGGAAAGGUUCACUACAGCACCCGAAGGUGUGCCUGACGAUGACCAGAAAAGUGAGAUACAGGUCAGGUCUCCGACACUGGAUGGUGUCGCCGAGGCGGCGGAGGAAGGACAGCGAGAACACCGAAAUCUCAGUCCUACGAAACGGUCCAAGGUAGCGGGCCGCAGUGUACAAAUUGUAGAACCAGCGCCCUUCUCGCCGGAGAUAGGUGAGAGCGAAGAUGAUUUGUCGGAUGGUGACGGCGAUGUGAUUAAUCGCAAUGACACCAAGACUCCUGAUAGUAUCAGGCAGUUCAUGAUACAGAUGCGCGCGCCGAAGAACUGGAUUGAUCAGGCGUUUGGAUAA
This is a messenger RNA of Ramularia collo-cygni, 1971 nucleotides long. RefSeq lists its product as uncharacterized. The transcript has 2 exons. Lineage: Eukaryota; Fungi; Ascomycota; Dothideomycetes; Mycosphaerellales; Mycosphaerellaceae. The record is from RefSeq and is a predicted model, not a curated record. Bases 1 to 1971 code for a protein of 656 amino acids.